CCUUAAAAUGAGACAGAACAGAAUUGUAAACAAUCACCAAAACAUCAUUUUUCCUCUUACACAUAUGGCAGAUAGCGUGGUAGCGUUCCUUUUGGAACAUUUAUCACAAUUGUUGCAACACGAAGCUAAUUUGCUGUGUGGAGUGCAAGACAGAAUCAUAUCCCUCCGCAACGAACUCGAAAUCAUAAACGCAUACCUGAAAACUUCCUCUAGAGGGAACAGGAACAACAACAAAGAAAUAGAGCAAAAGGUUCUGAGUCAGAUCAGAGAUGUCGCUCAUGUAGCUGAGGAUGUCAUCGACACAUUCAUCGCCAACAUUGCCAUGUACAAGAAGAGAAACAUGCUGGGAAGAAUGCUUCACAGCGUCGACCAUGCAAAGUUGCUUCACGACGUAGCAGAGAAAAUUGACAAGAUCAAAACAACACUAAACGAGAUACACGAAAACAGGAUCAAAUACUAUCAAGAAAGCAGUGAUCAAUCAUCGUCAGCAAGAGAAGAGGAAGAGAGGAUACAAUCACUGCACAGAUUAAGAAGAAACGUCGAGGAGGAAAAUGUAGUUGGCUUUGUCCAUGAGUCUGAGGUAGUCAUCAAUAGACUCAUAGUGGAUGAUUCCUCUUCACCGCGUCUCAAAGUUGUUUCAAUCAUUGGUAUGGGUGGAUUGGGGAAGACAACCCUUGCAAGAAAGAUCUACAACAGUGAAGAGGUGAAGAACCACUUCGAUUGCCGUGCAUGGGUUUACGUUUCAAAUGAGUGUAGAUCACGAGAACUUUUGCUUGGACUUCUUCAAAAUUUGAUGCCCAACCAUAUUAAUAAUGAUUGUAGAAGCAGCAGCAGCAACAUCAAAAAGAAGGGUAAAAAGAAGCACAAGGAAGGUGUGAAUAAUUCUCAAGACAUCUCUAGCUUAAGUAAUGAUGAGCUGAAGAAAAAAGUUUGGGAAUGCUUCAAGUGGAAAAAGUAUUUGCUGGUUCUUGAUGACUUGUGGAAAAUACAAGAUUGGGAUGAGGUAAAAGAUGCUUUUCCUGAUGGAAACAGAGGAAGCAGAAUAUUGAUAACUAGUCGUUUGAAAGAAGUUGCCUCGCAUACUGGCCGAGAUCCUCCUUAUUGUCUUCAAUUUCUCACUGAAGAACACAGUUGGGAGCUCUUCUCCAAAAAAGUGUUUAGAGGAGAAAAGUACCCUUGUGAUCUUGAAUCUUUAGGUAAACAAAUAGUUAAAAGUUGUGGCGGUUUGCCACUCUCAAUCUUGGUGUUGGCAGGGCUUUUGGCAAAUAAGGAAAAGUCACACAGGGAAUGGUCGAAACUGCUGGGUCAUGUCAAUUGGUAUCUUACUCGAGACGAGACUCAAGUCAAGGAUAUAGUACUUAAACUCAGUUUCAACGACUUGCCUUCAAGAUUGAAACCAUGCUUUCUGUAUCUAGGGAUAUUUCCUGAAGAUUAUGAAAUAUGUGUAAGGCAAUUGUUGCAACUAUGGGUUGCUGAGGGAUUUAUUCAAGAAACGGGAAAUAGAGAUCCAAAUGAUGUUGCUGAAGACUACUUGUAUGAGCUCAUUGAUCGUAGUUUGAUCCAAGUAGCACAAGUGAAGGAUAGUGGAGGAGUAAAAACAUGUCGCAUCCAUGAUCUUCUUAGAGAUCUCUGCAUAUUAGAGAGCAAAGAGGACAAAAUCUUUCAAAUUUGUACAGAUAGCAAUAUUUUAAUCCCUACAAAACCUCGCAGAUUGUCGGUCCAUUCCACCAUGUCUCACUAUGUUUCUUCAAGCACCAACGAUCAUUCAUGUGUUCGUUCUUUGUUUUGCUCUGACCCGAAUUGCUUUGUGUAUAGCGACGAGUGGAAAUGGCUUACCAAAGGCUUCAAAUUGGUUCGUGUGUUGGAUCUCGAUGGAAAGUAUUGUUUUAAGAUUCCUUCAAACUUAGGAAAUUUUGUCCACUUGAGGUACUUAAGAAUAGACUCGCAUUAUAUUAGAAGUGUUCCGGAUUCUAUUUGCAGCCUUCAAAAUCUACAAACAUUAUACUUAGGACCUUCAAUCAGAGUCACCACAAUUUCUUUCCCCUGUGGAAUAACAAAGCUCAAGCAUAUAAGACAUUUGUAUACUUGUGGUCCUAUCAAGCUACGUGGUGAUUGUUCGGAAUCAAAUGGGGAUGCUAUGUGGAAUCUGCAAACCAUCUCUUCCAUUGUACUCGAUAAAAGAACAACAUAUCUCAUAGAGAAAGGAAGUUUCCCCAAACUAAGAAAAUUAUGCUUGCAAAUCUCCUCAAACUUUAAGGGCGAUGUGCCCAAAAUGUUGAUAAGCCUACAACAUUUGAGGCAUUUGAAUAAGCUAGAAAUCUACUUUCAGGUGAAAGAUUGGCCACACUCGCGAUGGGAGAUCAAUUGUAAGGCCGAGGAAGUGUUACAAAGUCUGAAACAUUUGCGACACCUAAGUAUACUAAAAAUUAGGAAUGCCCUCGACCUUUUUACUUGUGUGGCCAUGUUUCCUCCUAAUAUCACCAAGUUAACAUUGUCAUGCAUUAGUUGCUUGAAUGAUGACGGGAUAAAUGCUAUUGGAAAUCUUACCAAACUCCAAAUUUUGAUCUUAACAGGAGACAAUUGGUUUUUAGAUUUUUGGCCUUCAGAUUCACUGUUUGAUAUUAAUUGUAUUGAAGAUGGGUUCCCACAAUUGAAGGAGUUUCAGAUGGGAAAUUUGCCUGUUCGAAACUGGAAAUUAGCCAAUGGUUCGAUGUCACGCCUUCAAAUCCUUGUUAUUCAUCACUGUGAUAAGUUUGAUAGCUUGCCAAGUGAAUUGUGGUCUUUGACUACCUUAAGAAAAGUCUGUGUUCGGAAACCCUCCGAUGCAAUGGCUGCAAUGCUGCAAAAUUUGGAAGUUAAGAAUGGAUGUGAGCUCAUUGUAGAAUAAUUAGAAGUUAGAACUACUGCUUGUUUCAUUCAAGUUUAUAAGUUGUUAGCAAAACUUUCACAAUUUUUUGUGUCUCUCUCGUAGUCAAUGGUACAGCAGGUGUUAGUAAACUCUCCUAACAAAUUUUUCAAUGCAUUGGUUUCACA
Molecule: messenger RNA, 3033 nt
Organism: Medicago truncatula (barrel medic)
Lineage: Eukaryota; Viridiplantae; Streptophyta; Magnoliopsida; Fabales; Fabaceae
Product: putative disease resistance RPP13-like protein 3
Exons: 1
Coding region: 8-2887 (959 amino acids)
Biological process (GO): defense response to other organism
Molecular function (GO): ADP binding
Source: RefSeq, a predicted model, not a curated record